This is a messenger RNA of Mytilus californianus (California mussel), 4560 nucleotides long. RefSeq names its product fibrillin-2-like. NCBI's taxonomy places the organism in Eukaryota, Metazoa, Mollusca, Bivalvia, Mytilida, Mytilidae. Gene Ontology annotation, molecular function: calcium ion binding. Bases 8 to 3274 code for a protein of 1088 amino acids. The transcript is spliced from 23 exons. The record is from RefSeq and is a predicted model, not a curated record.
AACCUUAAUGAAGAUGGUGUUCACGUAUAUAUUAUUAUUACUGUUUGAAGUUUUUAGGAUAAUUAAGUCAGGUGCAGAUACUUCAAGUACUGGUUGUGAAACUCCAAGACCCCUUAUAAAUGGAAACUUUACUAUUUUUGGUGACAACCUCUUAGUAGAAUAUUUUUGUGAUGAUGGAUUCUAUAUGUACGGUGAACGCUAUGGCGCUUGUAUGUUCUCAGAGGAAAAGUGGACUGAAGACCCUCCUAAAUGUUUAGCUUAUGACUGUCCACCUUUAGACCCUCCAUCGAGGGGCUUUGUCAAGAUGGAGAGAAAUAAUUCAAUUGCUAGAUUUUCAUGUAAGCGUCGCUUCUAUCUGAUGGGUGGAGAAUCUACUCUAUUUUGCCUUGGAAGCAGAUGGAGCGGCUACUCCCCUCUUUGUGUAGGUUCCACAGUAAGCAGUAGUUCCUUGGGCAGACAGGUUUUACGGAACUACACUGCACUGGAUUUUGAUGAUUCGCUGAGGGGAAGCGAUGAAACAUGUUCACGCUAUCGACGCCUCGCCCCUCCAGUAGUAGAAAAUGCUUCAUUCAAAACACGAUACAUGUUCAAUGAAGCUCUAGUUGUGUGGUCAUUAGUGGCAAACUACACGUGUGAUGAUGGAUAUUCACUUGAAAAUGAGGAAAAUAGAUUUAUGUUCUGCAGAAACUACAAAUGGUGGGCGCCUACUAAACCUAAAUGUACAAAAGCAGCAAACUUUUACCAUCCUUGUCGUGCUAGUAGAUGUGGUCAAGUGUGUAUACCAGGGGACAGCAAGCACUAUGCAUGUGGUUGUAAUAGAGGAUAUCGAUUGGCUUCAGACAGCUAUUCUUGUCAAGACGUAAACGAGUGUCUAUCGAAUAAUGGUAGAUGUGAUCAUAUCUGUUACAAUAGAAUUGGAUCCCGUUUGUGUGUCUGUCGAAAUGGCUACCUAAAAGUUGGGGAUCACUGUAUUGAUGAUGAUGAAUGUAUAGCUGGCACACACAACUGUCCAGGACAAUGCAUAAAUACAGAAGGAUCAUAUCUGUGUAACUGUACAGGUAUACCCGGAUACCUGUCAGGUGAAAACAGACCGUGUAAAGAUUUGAAUGAGUGUGCAACAGAUAAUGGAGGUUGUGAAGACGUUUGUGUUAACACCAUAUCCUCAUAUAGAUGUAGAUGUAAACAGAAAGGAUACCUUGUGUCCGCUGAUAAACAUAAUUGCUCAGACAGAGAUGAAUGUCAACGCUAUGGAAAGAAAAUCUGUCAUAAUGGUUACUGUGUUAACACACCUGGGUCAUUUUAUUGUCAUUGUAAUACGGGAUAUAGGUUUCACAAACCCAGCAAACAAUGCAUUGAUACAAAUGAAUGUAAAGAUAAUAAUGGAGGAUGUGAAGAUGAGUGUGUGAAUACCAUAGGAUCAUUCUACUGUGUGUGUAACCACUUAGGAUUACAAGAAAACAAUGGAACAUGUAUUGAUAUAAAUGAGUGCGAGAUAAACAAUGGUGGGUGUGAGGAUAUUUGCAUUAACUCCCAUGGAUCAUACCACUGUUUGUGUGAAAAGUAUGGUUAUAUUGUUCACAGCAAUGGUCGGAAUUGUACAACAUGCAAGCCAACAGAAUAUAUGAUUGACGACAAGAAACUUUGCAUACCCUGUCCACCAAAUUCACAUGCAAAGAAUUUUACUGCAAGUUCAUUUUCUGAUUGUGAAUGUAACCAAGGGUUUCUUGGUAGCCCACUUGAUGUUGUUCUAUGUGAAGACAUAGAUGAAUGUGCUAGUGGCGAAUUAUUAUGUGAAUAUGAAUGUGAAAAUACUGCCGGUAGUGCCCACUGCAUUUGUCCGGACGGGUAUUCAGUGCACAAUGUCACAUAUUGUAAAGACACGGACGAAUGUGCAGAAAAUGGGACCAUUUGUGAUGGUUUAUGUCAAAAUUAUGAUGGUUUUUACGAGUGCUUUUGUGAUGUGGGAUACAGGCUGGCUAACGAUAGUUAUACAUGUUAUGAUAUAGACGAAUGUUCUGAAGGCUAUAAUUGUUCGCAUCGCUGCAUUAAUACUGUUGGGGGUGUCCAGUGUAGUUGCUAUGAAGGAUAUGAUUUUCUCUCUGACAAUACAAGUUGUAAAGAUAUUAACGAAUGUGAAAAUGAAGAAGGAAUGAAAUGUGAAGGAAAAUGUACAAAUCUUGAAGGAUCUUUUAAAUGUGAAUGUACUAGCUCUGGUUUAAAGCUCUCAUGGGAUGGUGUAUCUUGUUCAGAUAUAAACGAAUGUCAGGAAGGUGUCAAUUUCUGUGAAGAUAUUUGUAUUAAUACAUUCGGUUCGUAUGUUUGUAAGUGUAACAUGACGGGAUAUGUCCUUGCACCAGAUGGUAGAGGGUGUGAAGAUUUCAAUGAAUGUUUAUCGCCAAUAACAAAUGAUUGUCAACUUAUAUGUAAUAACUAUGAAAGCUCAUACAAUUGCUCCUGUCCACCUGGAUAUAUACAGACUAGUGAUACAAAUUGUGAAGCAUGUCCAGUUGGUACUUACCAUGAUGCAGAGAAAGAUAGUUGCAUUCGAUGUCCUAUAUGGUCAACCACAUCAGAUAGAGGCCAGUUCUCAAUGGCUAGUUGUGAAUGUAUAGAUGGUUAUGUUGGAAAUCUCAGCAUAGCGAUUCCUUGUAAAGAUAAGAAUGAGUGUGAAGAUGACAACUUCGGAUGUGAGCAGCAGUGUAAGAAUAUGGAAGGUUAUGCCUAUUGUAGCUGUCAACGAGGGUAUAACCUACAUAAAAACAAGAAAAAUUGCACAGAUUUAGAUGAAUGUAGAUAUCAUAAUCAUUUCUGUGCUGAUCUUUGUGAGAAUUCUAUUGGGUCAUAUAGUUGUUCAUGUAGAAAAGGUUUUGAGCUGUAUAUAGAUGGGAAAUAUUGUGUUGAUAUUAACGAAUGUUACGGAGAUCGCAACCCAUGUGACGAGCAUUGUGAGAACACUUGGGGAUCCUAUAGAUGUGGAUGUCUGACUCAAGGACUUAUUCUGUCACCUGAUGGUCAUACUUGUUUAAAAAAACGUCCUAAGUUUUCGUGCCCUGAUGAUGUUUUGGUUAAAGUUACAGAUGGAGCUAUCGAAGUGAAAGUUGAGUUACCAUCGGAUAUCUUUUCUAAUGAUCUAGAUGUUUCUCCUGGAUGGAUAAAACGGGUUAGUAAGUUUCCUCUUGGCGAGACACUGGUCAUGGUGACUUCACUUUAUACUGACCCUGAUGGCAAUCCUGAAAUCACAUGCACUUUUAAAGUGAAUGUCGACGACGUAUAAGUCCUUUUUGUAAUUUGGUGAAUAAACUUUACUGAAUACUCAUUUUAAAAAGACACUGUCAGAGAGGUUUCCAAUGUAAAUGCUCAAAACAGAUUGUUAAAAUGUUCUUUCAAUAUUUUAAGUUAUCUAAAUCCUACUUUUUGUUCGCAAAUUGUAUUAGAACGCAUCUUUAAUUAAAAGCAACAACAAAAAUUAACAGCUGAAAUUUUAAAAGUUAGUUUCUAAAUAUUUCAGAUCUCUUGUUUUUUUUCGACUUCAUUAGUAAACCAAUUUUAUUUGAACAGGAACAAUAAAUCAUUUAGUCAUUUUCAGUCUUUCGGGUAAUCUGAAGACUUUUCCACUGUUUAUUCCAUUUGUGGUAGUAUCCUCUUGGCGUGGAUCGGUACUUAUACAUCCCGCCAUUGUGUUAUUGUGCUAUCGUCAUUUUUUUUAUAUUCUUGUCUUUCAUUUUUGCUUUUCUGCUUUGUCAAUAUGCCAUUUUGUUUUUCUUUGUUAACAUAUUUGUUUGUUUUUAUAGUGAUCAAGAUUAUAACACAAUGUUGACUGCUGUGCCCCCAUUUUUGACAUUUUUACCUAUUAUGUCUGUGUGUUUUGUUCACACAUUGUUGUCAAUAUGAUGGAAUUUUGUUCACACAUUGUUGUCAAUAUAAUGGAAUUGUAUGCGACUGCCAUAAAAUUGAGAGGUUUAGCUAGCUAUAAAACCAGGUUUAUUCCACCAAUGUCUACAUAAGGAAAUGCCUGUACCAAGUCAGGAAUAUGACAGUUGUUUUCCAUUCGUUUGAUGUGUUUGAGCUUUUAAUUUUGCCAUUUGAUAAGGGACUUUCCGUUUUGAAUUUUCCUUGGAGUUUUUUGGAGUUAUUUUUGUUAUUUUACUUUUUCCACUACUCUAAAAUCAGUACUGUACGCUUGCAGUCAAUUAAGAUCAGUCUUUUCAGAUGAUGUUAAGACCAAAAUGACCGUUUCAGACUAGCAUUCACUUACUAGUGAUUUAUAUGCUGAUCUACCUGUAUGUAAUAUAUAAAGACGUUUUCUCUUACAAAACGGAUACAAGAAAUGAACACUAUAUAUUAUAUAAUAAAGAUAUAUUGUCAAAAUAAUCUACGUGUAAGUUACAAUACAAACUAGAUAUAAAGUAAACAACACAUGUAUAAUAUCACCAUUGUUGGUAAAUAACACAUGUAUAAUAUUACCAUUGUGGAUAAACAACACAUGUAUAUUAUAAUCAUUGUGGAUAAACAACACAUGUAUAUUAUAAUCAUUGGGGAAUAUUAAAAUUUGUUAAAAAU